AUGAAACCUGAGUAUCACAUAAAUCGCUUUGUGUCCACAGGAAGUCCGCUGUCGUCUGUAACCGGGACAGUCACUCGCGUGUCAGCGGUGGUGGGCGGCGAGGCGGACUUGCCUUGCGACUCGCGGCCGCCGCAACGAAACGACAGCUUACUGCUUGUUGUUUGGUAUCGAGAUGACAACCCUGUGUACAGUUACGACACGAGGGUAGAAGGACCAACAGCGCAUUGGACAGAUGAUGCGUUUGCCAAGCGGACGCUAUGGCAAAGCUCGCCGAACUCGGCGCUGCGGGUGCGGGACGUGCAAUCUCGCGAUCGCGCCACAUACAGAUGUCGUGUAGACUUCCAAGUGUCCCCCACUAGGAAUUACCUCGUCGCGCUCGAUGUAAUAGAGCUCCCGAGUAAGCCGGUGAUCUUUGAUGAAUUCGGAAAGGAGAUAUCCGGGAUUGCAGGUCCUUACAACGAAGGAGGCGAUUUCAAACUUAUUUGUUCUGUAAAUGGAGGUAAUCCAACACCAAGAGUACAGUGGCAUCAAGGAGACACGAUACUGUCUACCUUAGGUGCUGGGGACCUCCAACCAUCAGGGUUAACAAGAUCCCUUACGUUGGUUGUUAGAAAUGCUACCAGAGUUCAUCAGUCAUCAGUAUACACUUGUACUGCUGAUAACACUCUGUUGGCAUCACCUCAAAAGGUCACAGUACGAGUUAAUCUAUACUUGAGGCCACUUACCGUGGAAAUAUUGUCACGGGAGCAACCGUUAUCGGUUGGUAGGAAGACUGAGUUGUUAUGCAGAUCGACUGGUGCACGCCCACCUGCCAUUAUCACCUGGUGGUUGAAUGGGAAGCAGCUGAACUCAAUUACUAAACACAGAGAAUUAGAUGAUGGUAAUGAAACACAGUCCUUACUGCAAUGGAUACCAUUUAAGGAACAUAAUGGUCAAGUGCUUACUUGCAGAGCCGAACAUUCUAAAUUCAACCAAUCCACUAUAGAAAGUAAACUACCACUAAACAUUUACUAUGUACCAGUGGCAACUAUACAUUUAGGUGCUAAAAUGAACCCAAACGACAUAGAAGAAGGUGAUGACGUAUAUUUUGGAUGCGAUGUAGAUGCAAAUCCUCCCGCUUAUAAAGUCAUAUGGGAACACAAUGGUAUCUUAUUGCAACACAAUCCAGCAGGCGGGGUCAUUCUAACAGGCAACACUAAUCUUGCACUAAGAAACGUGUCCAGGCAUCAAGCAGGGAAAUACUCAUGCACAGCUUCCAAUGUUGAGGGCGAUGGGAAAUCACCACCGUUGCAUAUGCAAGUAGUUUAUAAGCCGAUAUGUCGGAAAAGAGAAAUACGAAUGAUCGGCGCCGCACUUCAAGAGCCGUCAAGUGUGGUUUGUGAAGUUGACGCUUUCCCUCCUCCAGAUACAUUUGAAUGGACCCUUAAUAACUCAGCUGGUUCCAUCAAAGUUGAUCCACUACGUUUCACUAUAGAAGCCUACGAGGGACGGUCCGUGCUGUCUUACACUCCAGUUUCGGACGUCGAUUAUGGUACUCUAUCAUGUCGAGCUACCAAUUUAGCAGGACAACAAACAUCACCCUGUAUAUACACACUGCUACCAGCUACGAGACCAGAUCCACCAUCAAAUUGUACGGUGUACAAUCUUACUGACGACUCGUUGGAUCUUAUUUGUCUUGCUGGUUAUGAAGGUGGCCUCCAUUCUGUUUACAUAGCAGAGGUAUGGGCAAAUGAAGGUUUAGUCGUAAAUGCCAGCAAUGCUGUGGCAACAUGGAACCUUCGAAGACUUGGAGCAAAGAGACAAUUGAAAUUGGUCAUAUACGCUGCCAAUGCUAGAGGAAGAUCAGAGCAUAUAACAUUUACAGUGGAAACUGCACCAAGAUUAUCACCUAGAACAGAAGCUCAAGAAGCCUGGGAGGUGAAUUGGGCGAUAGGUGGUGUUUUAGGUGCCGCUUUGACGGUGGCCAUCAUUUUAUGUCUCGCCCUUAUUGCUACGAGAAUAAGGCAUAGAUCGAGAGAUUAUGAAGUAACAAUGCCAUCGAGCAAGAACCAAAAAACAACUUUGCCGAAACGAAGCUCGCCUCACGGACCGGACGAGAGGAACCCUGACCUAAUACCCUUAAGUAAAGGCAUCUUGGACUGUCAACCUGAGCCGCCGCUAUACGCAGCAGUGGCCGCUGCGCCUAAGAAUUCAAACAGCGCGCACAGCUUACCCCGCACGCAAUCGCCGAGCACGCCCACUUCGCCACACGCUCAAUACACUGACUCCCAGAGUGAUUCGGGUCGCAGUGUGGUAAAUGGUACGAUGAGAUCACAUCGCGAAGUAGUAACUACAAGAACGCCAUUGCUAGCGGCUCAUCAAGAGAGUUGUGUGUAAAAUAAAGAAAUUAUUUUUAUUUUUAGAAAAUAAAUUACCUCUAAUAUUUGUCUUGUCUUAGUUAAUUGCGGUUGGAAUUUUUGAAAAUGAAAUGAGUUGUUGCUAAUAUUCUUUUUUGCCAUAAAAAUUAAAUACUUAGAUAUAUUAAUUUUGCGUAUUAAACGAAUUAUUUUUAUUUCAUUUGAUUUAAU
This is a messenger RNA of Achroia grisella, 2567 nucleotides long. Its product is annotated as nephrin-like. The record is from RefSeq and is a predicted model, not a curated record. The transcript has 15 exons. Lineage: Eukaryota; Metazoa; Arthropoda; Insecta; Lepidoptera; Pyralidae. Bases 1 to 2376 code for a protein of 791 amino acids. Gene Ontology annotation, molecular function: protein binding.